Xenia sp. Carnegie-2017 is the source of this 6195-nucleotide messenger RNA. RefSeq lists its product as uncharacterized. Lineage: Eukaryota; Metazoa; Cnidaria; Anthozoa; Malacalcyonacea; Xeniidae. The record is from RefSeq and is a predicted model, not a curated record. The coding region runs from base 781 to 5964 and encodes 1727 amino acids. Gene Ontology annotation, molecular function: protein binding. The transcript has 25 exons.
CAACAGUAACCAAAGCGUGUGGGGACGAAAAGCGUUUGCGAUACGUUAAUUGCAAAACAUUAAUCAAGGUAUAAAAUUCAAAUUUCAAACAGAGGAUUAAUGGCAGCUUUUGUUGACACGUUUCAAAGCAAUUGAGAGGUUAUGCGGAAAUUGAACAUUUUGAUGAAUUGAAGUGAAGGAAUUUUUUGAGAGAAGUAAACAUCUUAUGUGAAAGUUGUCGUGUCUGCAGGUUUUCAACACGAUAGUCGCUCUUUUAGCUUUCAAUUCUGAAGAUAUUGACCUUCGUUUUAACCGGGCAAUCUGAAAUUCGCUGUUCAAGCGUCGAUCCAAGAAUUUCGCCGAUUUAAAGCGUUCUUUGUACGAAACGGUAGUUUUCGAUCUAUCAAUUGAAAUAUUAAGUUCAUCAAAUUGUUGUAAAGGUUAUUUUGCGGGUUAUACUCUGGCAUCUUUAAGUGUGUAACGAAGAAAUAUACGUAGCUUUGGAAACGACUUCGUUCUGUUGCCUUAUAAAUAUAAUCAUCGACACAAGUUUGUAGGCGGAUCAAAUUCGGUUUUGUACGCUGAUUCGGCUGUCUGGGCUAUCAUUUUGGGUCGAGAAACGUUCGUAAUCGUAUUUUAUCGUGGAGCAAUCGAAGGAUGUGUAAAUGAUCUGUUUUCGUUGUCACUUUUAAGCUCUACGAUUUGAAAGGCCAUGUUGAAAUGAAAUUUGAUAGUACGAUUUUACUUUUAGUCGAAUUAUACGAAUGAACACGAAAUAGGGGAAACCAUUUCGUAAGAUAGAUGUCUUCUCUUGUGACUCCUGUUGCUAUGCACAGUCCUUGGAUACAGAUGACGCGGACAAACGCCAAUUGGCCCGAGGGGUUCGGAUUCCGCAUUGGUGGAAAUGCGCCCGUCAUAGUAACAGAUAUAUUUGAAAACUCUUAUGCCCAAAAAUCAGGCUUAAGACCUGGGGACCAACUACUCGAAGUGGAUGGUGUUAAUGUUCAAGGUGUCAGUAAAGAAAACGUUAUAGCACUUGCAAGACAAUCGAAGCACGUCCCCCCGGCCCUGUGCGUGAUAUCACGUAUAAGGACCUUUACUUUACGUCGACGCGGGGGGACGUUUGGCUUUAAGGUGAGAGGUGGAGGUCCCGUUCUUGUGUCAUACCUCGAGGAAGGUGGUCCCGCGAAGGUUGCGGGCAUUGAACUUGGGGAUAUGCUUAUCGAGCUCAAUCAUACUUCUGUGCGCGAAAUGACUUAUGUUGAUGUCGAAAGAAUGAUCCAGACUUCUGGUAGUGUAUUGCAUUUGGUCUUAAUUGCUGGGGUGAAAUCUAUCGCGGAGAUUGAAAAGCGGAACACGGCUUCACGAUUUCAAAGAGCCAGGGAGUUCUUUCACCAGAUGAAUUAUUACUUGGCUGGAGAGGAGAAGAAAAAAUCUCAAUUAGUAAAAGAACUGAACAGGUUUGCCAAAAAUAAAUCUGUGGAAACGCUAGCGCAUGGAAUCAAGUUGAUCUUGGAAACUCCUGUGCAAAAACGACUCAUCCCAAGUAUAAGGCAACUCAUACCACGUGAUCAACGAAACAUUUUCCGAGAAAUUUUGCAAGGCGAUCAUGGUACACCAAGUAUUGUACGCAGUGCAUCCUUUGAAGGCAACUUGAAUCGUUUUACUGAAAACAAGUUUCCCGACAGAAUGGCUUUGAAAUUCAGAUCCUUUUCUAAGGGAAAUCUAUUACCGGCAAAAACAACCUCGUCGACCUUGCCCCGGGGAAAUACCCCAGCGCAUCGCAGGAGCAACACGACACCUUCCACGAUUCUGUCUCGGAGCUCAUCGGAAUCGACACCUUCCGGUGGAACCAAUAGAUGGGUGCAAAAUUUAGCGGAAACUUUAAAAUUUCAGAUGAACAAGUACUUGACUCGAGGGGAACAAUUGGUCUUGAAGCAGAGGUUGAAAGAAUACCAGAAACACAGAGAUGUUUCAUUGCUCGUUACGUCACUGGAGCCCAUUCUUGACGAGCGAGAAAAAUUGCAGGUGGUGCCGUAUCUUAGCGAAAUCCUUCCCGAAAACGUACAGAGCGCAUUCGAUAAAGAGGCACGAAAAUUGAUGUUGAAAUAUGUUCAAGAUUUAUCGUCUGAAGGUCCUGACGUCAUCGAUGUCGCUUACAGAGUGCAAGGUUUGCGAUUAGCUGAUUCACCUCAUUCAAAGAAUUUGAUUGGUGGAUCUGCACGAGAUGACUUGGAAGUGUAUCCAAUGCAAGACAGACCAAACAGCCCGAGAACAAAUGAAACUUCAACUGUAGCAGCUUUGCUCACCGCUGCUGAGAAUACGAAUGUUCCCAUCAUCCCAGGAAAAACCAUCACUGUCGAAGCUAUGAUACAUUCGGAGAAAAAAGAGCCUUUCAUUGGGAGAUUGAACAAUCGACAUGAUUCCUUAUCGUCACCAGGCCCCAUGAACACAGGACUCAUAAACUCAGCUGAAGGUACAGAUGGGCCAGUGGUUGAUAUUAAACCCAUCGUGGUGUUCAGCGGUGACGCAAAUCUCCCACAACCAUCUGAAGAAAAAGGUGAAAUAAGACCACGCGUCAUCCAUAAAGACUUGGAUUCGGCUGUCGAAGAGAAGAAAAAACAUUUAGCAAAAAAAGAGCAAAAUGUAGUCCCAACUCCCCCCGUUCCACCAAGUAGUGGACUCGUUCCCAUUGCGCCUCCCCCACCUCCGCCACCUCCACCACCACCAGGGUUGAGUCCACACGGCAACAAUACCUUGCCCAAGAUGCAGUUAAAGAGGGUGAAUUGGGAGAAAUUAGGGGUAGCAGGCUUGGAGAAUACCGUAUGGGGACAGCUCGGUCGUAAUGAUCCUUUGAAUGAACUGGAAGAUUUUUUGGAACUAGAACAGCAGUUCAGUUCUGCUAAGCAGAGUAAAGUCCCGUUGAAGUCAACGAAACAAGAAAAAAUCGAAAUUUUGGACCCGCGGAAGCAAUACAAUAUAGCAAUUCUAUUGGCUCAUCUUAAACUGCCUCAUGACGAAAUUAGAAGAGCCGUUCUAUCUAUGGACGAGACCAAACUGAGCGAAGCUCACGUUAAACAGCUGCUUCUGUACGCUCCAGAUCAUAAAGAGAUUCACAAAUACAAGAGUUUUGGCGACGACGAGACGAAGCUAAGUCAAAGUGACAAGUUUUCGAUGAUGGUCAGCAAAAUACCUGGCUACAGACAUCGGCUAAAGGCAAUGGUUUUCAAGUCGCAUUUUUUCGACAAGUUGGAAGAAAUCAAACCGGAAUUAGACUGUGUUAUUUUAGCUUCGCGAGAACUCAGGGAGAGCAAGAAAUUGCAGCAAGUUCUUCAACUUGUUCUGGCAUUUGGAAAUCACAUGAAUCAAGGGAAUGCUAGAAUCGCGGGCGCGUCUGCUUUCCGAGUGGGAUAUUUAUCAAAGCUUUCUAGCACGAAGACAUCCGACAACAAAUCAAACUUGUUAAAGUUUCUUGUAAAGACAGUGGAUACCAAAUGUCCCCAUGUUCUUGAUUUAAAAAAUGAGUUGGCAUCGAUUCCUCUAGCUGCCAGAGUUUCUUAUCAAAUGGUUAAGGAAGAAAUAGAUGAUGUUACAAAGAGCAUGAUGGAUGUGAAGAAAGAUCUGGAGGAGCAUGGUAGCCAAAUACCUGAUAAUAACGAGGACAAAUUCGCGAAAAUCAUGGGCUCAUUUGUCGAGAAUUCAAAAACAAGCAUGGCAAAUUUGACCAGCCUUCACGACCAAAUGCUGGCGGAGUACACAAAGACUGCAAAAUAUUUUGGCGAAGAUCCAAUGAUGACGUCAACGGAGGAAUUUUUUGGAACAUUCUCGACUUUCCUUGAUCAAUUCGAGGGAGCACGCUUGGAAAUUCUAACCCAUCGAAAACGCAAGGAAGAACAGUCAAAGAGAGAAAAUGAUAAACAGAAUCGUCUGAAAAAGAAGAGGGAAAAGAAAUCUUUGGGUUCGAGCGAAGAAACCAAUGAAAACAAGGAAGCUAACUUAACUAGCAAACAAAAAGACGAUUUCUUGAAGACAAAAGUCCUCACACCAACUGGAUAUCAGUCAAGUAGCUCGGAAAGUGACGUUCCGGUCUCGCCUAUGCUCGCUUUAUCUUACGAUAUGAAGAACAAAGUAUUGUUUAAAAGCAACGAAAGAUUACAACAAUCUCCUCCGCCUAUUCCUCCUAAACCGAGAGGAAAACCUAAGUUAUCUACCCCGACCAAUAGGAAUGCAGGUAUGUUCACGCCAACCAAUAAGAAUGAAGAACCGUCAUCGGCGUCCAUUAAGAAUUCCACGUGGCCUGAUCAACGAACGAUUAACAAUCAAGAUAUGCAAGAGAUUACAAAUGAGAUUAAACAGCAAAAUAACGUGAAGUUUGCGCAAUUCCAGAAAAGCGCCACAGUUGAUAACACGAAUGGCGAGGGGAAGAAAGCACCUCGCGCUCCUAAGAAACCAAUUGCAUUGAAGAAAGCGAAGAGCGUCGACUUUACAGAAAUUGAACUGUUCGAACCAUCUGAAAAACACGGAAAUACGUCGACUCAAAAAAGGAAAAACGCUGAAAAAACCAAUGAUAAAAAAGAGAGCAGUAUAUUUUUUAGCAACGGAAUAUAUGAGGAAGCGAAUAUUGGUCGUUCAAAUAUACCAAAAAAUUCUGAAAAAGAUUUCCAGGUCCCAAGCCCUCGAACGAGCAUCAAACCAAACUUCGAAGAAAGAAAAGCUAAUACUUUAUCAUACAGAAAGCAAUUCUCUUUGGGUUGCGAAAAAGAGGACAAUGCAUUUGACGAGGAUCCUUUGUAUAGCACAGUGAAUUUCACCAGUUUAGGACAUACAAAUAAUGUACAUGUAGAUACAGACAAGGAUGUAGGUGGUGUGUACUCGCCCACUUCCUAUAGUUCACCUAAAUCUGCACCAUCUGUUGAUGCUACUUCUAUUAUUAAAAUCUCUCCGGAACUAGGGAUAAAGGAGAUCAUGAGCAUUGUGAAAGAAGGAUCAUCGUAUGCAGUUGGGGACAAUAAUGAUGUGUACAGGAUUCCGGUUAAGUCAACCAGUUCAAGUGAAUCGAUUGUUGCUCCUACAGUACUCGAAACCCCUCCGUCCACAGAUAUGUUCUCCCUAUCAUCCGGGUUUCCACUGAAGAAAAACUGGAAAAUCACCGUACCGGAAGAAAUAUACUCUGAACCAGAACCUCGUAGAAUCCCAAACUCCGAUUCAGAAAAAAGUGAUUCGGACGCCGCCAUUGAAGGACCUUACGCAUCCACGACAUUAUUUAGGAUGACAAAAACGCCAAAAUCGUCUGGCGAUGUUUCAAGAACAUUUUCUCCAAAGGCAUCACCGACCUUUGAUGCGUCACCUCCCAAUUUUAAACCUCCGCCACCACCUGUAGGUGGAUCACCCCUCCUGAAAAAAUACAACAAAAACCGGCUUAGUCCCCCUCUGCCAGUUCGACAUCCUAUUGGUUCCAAAUCUCCGAAAGUUAUCCAGCUAAAACACGCUGAGAUUUCAAACGAUCAAAUAAUGCGAAGCAAAAGUGUACCUGAUUUGGCAAACGAAGCCAUAUUUGCGUCACCAUCUAGUCUUGGUAUCAACGUUGAAAACAACAAUAAUGAUCGAUACUCCAUGUUAGUAACUCCUGAAGAGUUUGGACAGUUAAGUGAAUGUUUUGUGCAAUCGGAUAUUACGAAUAAUACGAACAAUCUGCUUCGGGAUAACGAUGAUCCCACUAUCGGAAACGGUCGUAAACCAGUCACAAACGAUAGCUGUAACAUUACUACAUCAGCUUCUAAAAUCGGCAAAAAAGCACCUCUUCCCUCGCCCUCCAAAUUUGUUAACAAUGGUCUCCCUCUUAAGGUGCCACCUCAUCCGAAAUAUCCUCCACCUAGGCUAUUUUCCUCCGAAAGAAGCCCAUCCCCUACCCCCAGUGACAAUACCGAAUGGCGAGAAACGGUAGCAAGUCUUCCACCUCCACCUCAGGAAUUCUUUGAAACGUAGCAGUUAGCCUAAAGUGGCGUAGAGAACAAGUAGUACUUCAAGGCAAAGUGUCGACUUGUCAAAAACGUUUACAUGUUGUCGAUCAUCGCAUAGUGUUUAGUUGUGAUUAAUUGUUUAGUUAAAUUAAAUUAAUUCAAAUCUUAUAGUAACAACCUGUCUUUAUAGAAAAUUAUUUAAUUAUAUAGUGUAUUAAACUUAUUAAAAUUGUUUCACCGUCUUUCGCAGAAAGAA